Chinchilla lanigera (long-tailed chinchilla) is the source of this 858-nucleotide messenger RNA. RefSeq names its product ankyrin repeat domain-containing protein 26-like. NCBI's taxonomy places the organism in Eukaryota, Metazoa, Chordata, Mammalia, Rodentia, Chinchillidae. The transcript has 2 exons. The record is from RefSeq and is a predicted model, not a curated record.
AUGGGACGGUGGAGUGCAGCGAGGACAGCAGAGUUCUCCCCAGCCCUGGGGUGUCACAGCUGCCAUUUCCUUAAGCCAGAAGAUGAGAUUCCUUUAGAGCAGAUUGAUGAUCUUGCAGCAAAACUGGAAACUACAUCUUCCAAAUGUCUACACCUGGAUGCAAAUAAUCAGUUUCUCCACCAGGAGUUGUUAUCUAUGACAAAUAUACAAAAGAGAUGUGAAACACUAGAGAAGAAUAAAAAGAAGUUGGAACAAGAAGUAGUAAACCUCAAAAGUUACAUAGAAGAAAAUAUGAUAGAACAUGGCCAACUAGAACAGUUUAAGCAGGAGACUGAAGAAAGAGCAAGACAAGAUUUAGUGGAAAAAUUAAAACAUGUCAAUAUAUUUUUACAGACACAAGCAGCAUCUCAAGAACAUUUAGAGCAGUUAAGAGAAAGUAAUAAUACUUCAGUGAGAAAUCAGAUGGAACUCAGAAUUAAAGACCUGGAAUCAGAGCUCUCUAAAAUGAAAACUCAAGAUUCCAGUAAAAUACAACUGGAAAAAUAUAAGUAACUCUAUAUAAAAGAAUUCAAAACUAGAAAAGCAUUGUCCAGUAAGCUAAACAAGGCUAAUGAGAGGCUAGGAGAGGCCAAUACCAAACUUCUUGUGGAGAAACAGCAAAACAGAUCUUUGCUGAGUGCUGGUAGUACAAGACCUGUCCUAGAGGGUCCUUAUGUCAGAAAUCUUAAUCAUAGUUUGGUGCUACACAGUUUUCUUCCCAGAGAAAACUUAGUGAUUCGCAUAAUAACCCACAGCCUUCAAGCAGCAGCCUGGAGAACUACCUCAUCAAGAUGUGCCAAGAGUUGGAAAAUAGUAUAA